Molecule: messenger RNA, 1520 nt
Organism: Nyctereutes procyonoides (raccoon dog)
Lineage: Eukaryota; Metazoa; Chordata; Mammalia; Carnivora; Canidae
Gene: G6PC3
Product: glucose-6-phosphatase catalytic subunit 3
Exons: 6
Coding region: 116-1219 (367 amino acids)
Biological process (GO): gluconeogenesis; glucose 6-phosphate metabolic process
Cellular component (GO): membrane
Molecular function (GO): glucose-6-phosphatase activity
Source: RefSeq, a predicted model, not a curated record
CCUGGGGCUCAGAAAGGUGGGUUUUGGACCGCCGUGGGGAGCCGCUUCCUGGCCUCCGAGACUCCCCGGCUUCCGCCUUACAGCAAACCCCCGCCCGGCCGGCCCCUGGGUCGCCAUGGAGUCCACGCUGGGCGCGGGCAUCGCGAUGGCCGAGGCGCUGCAGAACCAACUGCCUUGGUUGGAGAAUGUGUGGCUCUGGGUCACCUUUCUGGGCGAUCCCAAGAGCCUCUUUCUUUUCUACUUCCCCGCGGCCUACUACACCUCCCGCCGCGUGGGCAUCGCAGUGCUGUGGAUCAGCCUCAUCACCGAGUGGCUCAACCUCGUCUUCAAGUGGUUUCUGUUUGGAGACAGGCCCUAUUGGUGGGUCCAUGAGUCUGGGUACUACAGCCAUGCCCCAGCCCAGGUUCACCAGUUCCCCUCUUCUUGUGAAACUGGUCCAGGUGGGAAGUCCCAAACCUCCCUGUCCCCAUGUGGUUGGGGUUUGCUUCUGGAUUCCCCGGCAGGCAGCCCUUCUGGACACUGCAUGAUCACAGGAGCAGCCCUCUGGCCCAUUAUGACAGCCAUCUCUUCCCAGGUGGCCAGUCGGGCCCACAGCCGCUGGGUGAGGGUGAUACCUAGCCUGGCUUACUGCACCUUUCUCUUGGCGGUCGGCCUGUCUCGGAUCUUCCUAUUAGCCCAUUUCCCUCACCAGGUGUUGGCUGGCCUGAUAACCGGUGCUGUCCUGGGCUGGCUGAUGGCCCCCCGGGUGCCCAUGGAGCGGGAGCUAAGCUUCUACGGAUUGACCUCACUGGCCCUGUUACUGGGUGCCAGCCUCAUCUAUUGGACCCUUGUUACACUGGGCUUGGAUCUUUCUUGGUCCAUCCGCCUGGCCUCCAAGUGGUGUGAGCGGCCCGAGUGGGUGCAUGUGGAUAGCCGGCCCUUUGCCUCCCUGAGCCGCGAUUCAGGGGCUGCCCUGGGUCUGGGCAUCGCACUGCACUCUCCCUGCUACACCCAGGUACGGCGGGCACAGCUGGGACACGGCCAGAAGAUAGCCUGCCUUGUGCUGGCCAUGGGGCUUCUGGGCCCCCUGGACUGGCUGGGCCAUCCUCCUCAGAUCAGCCUUUUCUAUAUCUUCAAUUUCCUCAAGUUCACCCUCUGGCCAUGCCUUGUCCUAGCCCUUGUGCCCUGGGUGGUGCACAUGUUCAGUGCCCAGGAGACACCACCCAUCCGCUCUUCCUGACUUCCAAGUGCCUCCCGUUGCCACUUGCCCAUGACAAAGCCAACAGUCUAUGACCUCCACACUCCAGAAAGUGGGCCUCAUCCCCUUCCAGCUCCCAGCAGGCCCUGUUCAUCCUCAGUCUCCCACUGCUCCACCAUCUGGUCUUAGCCCCCAAAAAGGGCCUUCUCUCUCCCAGAAAGGCUGGUCCUCCUGCCUUCUCCCCCCCCUGAAUCCCCAGGGAGCUAAGGCAACAUCAAGACCUAUGGGCUCCUGUAACACUGUGAGGGGCUCAGAGCAGCCCCAAUAAAGUUCUUGAAUACUU